AUGGCUGGUCACCUACGAGCACCGGAGGUGCCUUCUGACAGCGAGUCGGAAGGCCAAGUAGCGAACCAGCAUCGUGUUGCUCAGGUCCUGAUUUCCGCAGGACCACCGAAUGUGCAACUUCCCUGGGAACAAGGAAUUUUCAGGGAUAUCUUCGCACCUGGACCAGUGGUGUCACUGGACUGGCCAGAGCCCAAGGUUCUUGUCAAUGUGGAUGAAGCCGAACUAUCGUCUACACCAGGUCCCAGCGUUUUGCAAGACAAAGACAAGACGCCAAUCGCAGGUGUCUUGAGCUCCUCGCCGGGGGCUAAUGUUUUCAGCAAAGUGAUCAAGUGCAAAAAGAAAGAUGAACCGUUCGAGGAGGCUGUUGCAGGCAUGUGGUUGAAGAACAUGCAGAUGUGGAAACAGCUGUUCGAAGCCACCAGUUUUGCCAAAACAUUGCAAGAAUUGGACGAAGAGGAGAAGAUGUUGUCCCUUCGUGACAUAUUUGGCUCUAAAUCACCACACACAAUCCAGAAGCGUGCAUCGACCUUGUUGAGGCUGUUUCGUUGGCUUCAAAAACAGGCAGAUGUGCAAGGGACCUCUGCGGAGGAACCCCUUCUCCCAUCAGAGGAAGCGGUUUACAAGUUCUGCAGAGAGAUAUCCCACAGGAAAAAGGGCAAGCUGGCACCUCAGAGCGUGGUACAGGCAUUGAAGUUUGUGAAAUUUGUGCUUUCCAUUCCAGAUGUGGAGAAUUCCAUCUCCCCCAGGGUCCGAGGCUUGGCAGACCGAGUGGCAGGCGAGCACGAGCCCACACAUCAAGCCCGGGACCUAACAGUGCUUGAGGUUAGAUUUCUGGAAGAGUGUGUUGGGAACACCGAGCUCCACGUUGUUGAUCGAUUUGCAGCAGGAGUGUUCCUGUUUCAGAUCUUCAGCAGGAACCGUUGGUCAGACAUCAGGCACGUGCGAUCCUUGGAGUUCGAUUUUCUGGAAAUUGGACCCGAGAUUUGUGGUUUUCUGGAAGGCAGAGCUAGGGAGGUGAAACAGUCCAACAAGAAGAAGAAACUCUCAUUGUUCAUGCCCCUCGUGGCUCCAGUUCGGGGGGUCCACCCGAAGGUGGUGUGGGCCAAAGAAUGGCAGGAGGUGGCUGCCGAAGCAGGGAUCGUGCUCUCGAAGACCCCUAUAGGCCCUUUACUUCCGGCCACCGCCCCAGAUGGCGCCUGGCUGCAGAGGUCCAUCGACUCCGCCGAGGCCUCCAACUGGCUGACGGGACUGCUGAGGAACCGCGACCCCUCAACAGCGAGGGUUACCACACAUUCCUUGAAACACACUGCGCUUGGCUGGUUGAGCAAAUACGGCAUUGUGGGCGAAACACAGACACUCUUGUCGCAUCAUUCGACUGGAGCUUUGAGUACAUUAGCUUACUCAAGAGAUGCCCUUAGUGGCCCUCUCCGGCAGCUGGAGGAAAGGUACGGGAGGGCUCGUUUUGCCCGGACGCUACUCGCAGUGGAUACUUUGCCCGAGCCCAAGGAUCAGAGGCAGGUAGGCAGCUUAGAUGGGCUGCCUGCGAAUUCCGAAAGCACGCAUGAGCCUUUGCCAGCUCCAGUGGAAGGCUUUCAGGACGAUUUUCUGGGGGUUGGACCGCUUUGCCCCCUGCAAGGGAAGGUCUUUGAGUCACCAAGCGCCAUGCCCGUCUUGGAAGCAUCCGCACCGUCGGUAGCGGAAGGAGAAGAAUCCCCCUCGAAAGAAAGUGAGGAAUUAGACAAGCUGACUACUGAGACCUCUGGGCUUUGCGAAACAGUGCUCGAUAAGGAUGACACACAAGAUGCAGAUGACAAUGGGGAGGCAGAGAUCUCGCCCACCACAUCAGCAGAAGGGUCCUCCGAGGAAACCUCUGAUGGAGCCUCAUCGGAAGAAAAGGAGGAACCAGCUGCGGCCCUGAGCCUGCCGGAGGGUUGGAGAGCGAUUCAAAACAAGAAGUCUACCAUGCUACAUCUGUACAAAGUAGGUCAGACAACGCUGAAAUGUGGCAAGUGGAUCAGCGUUAAUUUUGUAGAAAUGGAGAAGCCCUCAGCGAAGUGGCUACAGUGCAGCCGUUGUUUUCAGGAGUAA
Molecule: messenger RNA, 2088 nt
Organism: Symbiodinium natans
Lineage: Eukaryota; Dinophyceae; Suessiales; Symbiodiniaceae
Source: the annotation of a GenBank genome assembly